Messenger RNA from Penicillium cinerascens, 852 nucleotides. It is a transcript of the gene rbd2, whose product is annotated as rhomboid protease family protein RBD2. Gene Ontology annotation, cellular component: membrane. NCBI's taxonomy places the organism in Eukaryota, Fungi, Ascomycota, Eurotiomycetes, Eurotiales, Aspergillaceae. Bases 1 to 852 code for a protein of 283 amino acids. The transcript has 6 exons. The record is from RefSeq and is a predicted model, not a curated record. Gene Ontology annotation, molecular function: serine-type endopeptidase activity.
AUGGCUACUCCCGCUGCUUUACCACCACUGCCCUUCAACCCGUCACGGGUUCGAUCAUAUCUCAUGCGGCUGCCGCUGUUUACGCGACUGGUGCUUUUGGUGAUCCUUGCUUUCUGGUUGCUGGAGCUUCAGACGAUCUGGAGCGUGGUGCAAUGGGGAUCUCUCACCCCCGAUGAGGUCAACCUUGGAACCAUGUAUCGACUGAACACCUUUCCUUUCAUUCACACCGGAUUCUUCCACGCCGCAUUGAAUGUGCUGGCCUUGACUCCGCUCUUGGAGCGCUUCGAGGCGGAACACGGUACCCUCACAUCUAUUGCCCUGUUUGUCGGACAAUACGGCUUUGCUGAUGGUACCUUCUUUUUGACAGCGCUUUCCACCUUUCCGGCCGGCCUUUAUCUCCUCUUUGAGAAAGCUAUCUUGCACAGGAAUACACCAGUGGUUGGUGCCAGUGUUUGGGUCUUCUUGCUUCUGGGCUCAGAGGCCAUUCGGACGUACAAGUCAAACCCUCAUUUCAGCCUCGGACCUUACAAGAUUCCCACCUGGACCUCGCCCUUGAUCGCCUGCGUUGUUCUUUCGAUUCUUGUUUCUAACGUGAGCUUCUUGGGCCAUCUCUGUGCUAUUGCCGUGGGCUACCUCUUCGGACUUGGGUAUCUCAAGAUUUUCGUGCCUCCGGAGAAGGUCCUCCGCUGGAUCGAGAGCAAGCUGAACCUUCUGGGCCGGCUGCCACAUUAUAUCUCCGUGGACCAGAAGACGUUCGGCCGAUAUGGAGUUUUGCCCACCUCGAAUGCGGCUGCCAACGCAAACGGGACGCCCAUGAGCUAUCUGGCCACCGCGCAACGGGUGGGCCCAUAA